This is a messenger RNA of Engraulis encrasicolus (European anchovy), 3171 nucleotides long. Its product is annotated as gamma-soluble NSF attachment protein-like. Gene Ontology annotation, cellular component: vacuolar membrane; SNARE complex. Gene Ontology annotation, molecular function: syntaxin binding; soluble NSF attachment protein activity. Gene Ontology annotation, biological process: intracellular protein transport. The record is from RefSeq and is a predicted model, not a curated record. NCBI's taxonomy places the organism in Eukaryota, Metazoa, Chordata, Actinopteri, Clupeiformes, Engraulidae. The transcript is spliced from 12 exons. Bases 145 to 1086 code for a protein of 313 amino acids.
GUCAUCACUUUCAUCGACGUCGGCGACUGUCAGGAUUCCAAACAGCAGACACUGCUCUGCGUAGUUUUUUGGAAAAGCAGACUUUUAAACCGUAUUUCAGUGCCUUUAUAUACAUGGUUGAAAGGCUGACACUAUAACCUUACAAUGGCUGCGAAAAUAAACGAAGCCCACGAGCACAUUGCUAAGGCAGAGAAAUAUCUGAAGACCAGUUUUAUGAAGUGGAAGCCUGACUAUGAUAGUGCUGCGUCAGAGUAUGGGAAAGCAGCUGUGGCUUUCAAAAAUGCAAAGCAACUAGAGGACGCCAAGGAAGCAUAUCUUCAGGAGGCAGAGGCUCACACAAACAACAGAACUCUCUUUCAUGCUGCAAAAGCACUUGAACAAGCAGGGAUGAUGUUGAAGGACAUGCAGAGGGUACCAGAGGCCAUUCAGUACAUUGAGAAGGCGAGCAUGAUGUAUGUGGAGAAUGGCACCCCUGACACAGCUGCUAUUGCACUGGACAGGGCUGGCAAAUUAAUAGAACCGAUGGAUCUAGCUAAAGCAGUGGAUCUCUACCAGAAAGCUGCAUCAGUAUUUGAGAAUGAGGACCGUCUUCGGCAGGCGUCAGAGUUGCUGGGAAAGGCUUCCAGAUUACUUGUUAGGCAACGCAAGUUUGAUGAGGCAGCAGUGUCACUUCAGAAGGAGAAGAACAUGUACAAAGAAAUAGAGAAUUAUCCAACGUGUUUUAAGAAAACCAUUGCACAAGUGCUCGUCCACCUUCACCGAGCAGACUAUGUAGCAGCAGAAAAAUGUGUCAGAGAAGGUUACAGUAUCCCAGGGUUCAGUGGGAGUGAGGACUGCAUUGCCAUGGAGGAGCUGCUGCAGGGCUACGACGAGCAGGAUGAGGAUCAGGUCUACAAGGUCUGCAACUCCCCGCUACUCAAGUACAUGGACAACGACUAUGCCAAGCUGGCCAUCAGCCUGAGGGUACCAGGGGGUGGAGGCAAGAAGAAAGCAGCGGCCCCAGCCAGCGACGCAGGAGCAGGAGGAGCCAGCUCAGCAGCACCCCCUGAGGACGAAGAGGAUGAAUACGCAGGGGGACUCUGCUAAACACAACAUCAUACAAGCCUUCACACACACACACACACACACACACACACACACACACACACACUCUCACACACACUCUCACACACACACACACACAUACACACACAGUCAUGUUCACAUACACACACACACACAGUCAUGUUCACAUACACAGAAACACACACACACACACACACACAGAGUCACAUUCACAUACACAUAAACACACACACACACACACACACACACACACACACACACACACACACACACACACACACACACACACACACACACACACACACACUGUCAUGUUCACAUACAUAGAAACACACACACACACACACACACACACACACAGUCACGUUCACAUACACAUAAACACACACCCACACACACUUCAACAUAAACACACACAUCCAUAUACAAACAUGCAUACAAUCUAUCUCUCUCUCUCACACACACACACACACACACACACACACACACCUGUCCCUCCUCCAGCUGUGGUGAGCAGUUUCAGUAGUUCCCAUCUCUCAGCCGUGCUGUUAUGAGGAGUUCCCUCCUGCAGGGGGCAGCCUUCCACAGCUGCCUCACUGGUGGGAGUUAUCAAGCUGCCUUACUUACUUACUGCACCACCAUUCGUCUGUAAGCAUGAGCAUGGCCACUGAAAGUAUAAAUAGAUGUUAUAUAUUCUGUUAAUAUGUAAAGACUUAAAUGAAUUUUUUGCCUCCAUCUCUGAGGAAAAGUUUGGCUUAUGCUUAUUAUUUUAACAUGGCAUUUUGCGUUGAUGAAGAGGACAAUUGAUUAUACAGAUCAGUGUGAAUAUUUGUUUAUGAGGUGUGGAUUUGGUGGGUGUGAGAGUGUAUAGUAUUAUAUUCAUUUAAGCAUAGUUUCUGAUUCAUCCAGCCUUUUGUUUCCUCACACACACACACACACACAAACACACACACACACACAGUGGCAUAAACUUAGCCCUCUAAACUUGAAGACUUUAGACUGAGAUGAGCCCUCUUUUCUCUGCGUCAAGUGGACACUUGUAAGGGGACCUACAUAGUUGGAGUGUGUGUUAAGAUGUGGACUGUGGAUAUGAAUAAGUGGCAUUUACUUUGAAGUUGUGUAUGUUCAGGUUUGUUUCCUGAGUUGCCUCUUUGUCACAUUUAAUUCCAAUAUUUCCUUUGCACAGAUUUUCAUGUUUCAUAAUACAUGCACGACACUGUCUGUCACAUACAUACCUACUGUAUGUACAGGGCACAAAAAGGGGGAGGGAAGUAGGGGGACAGAAUCACGCAGCCAACGUUUCCUGUUCUCUCUGAAUAAUGUGUCUUCUUCUUUUAUUACUCCGGUGAGAUACUGGUAUAUGCUGAUGAUACAAUGAUGUUUACUCACUCACUCGACUGUUUCUCUGAGCACUUCCUGAAUACCCAGCAUGCCUUUGUGAUUUUUGGAAACAAGCAACAACAACAAGAACAACAAAAACAGGAUAAUCUAUCCAACAUACUCUGUGGUGUUUUAUACAUAUUCAGAUAGUACUUAAAAUGUAUAUGCCAAAAAAUCUUGCAGCAUCCCUUCCUAUGACAGGUCAGUUGAAUCAUGUUUGAAAAAGAUAGAGACUGCUGCACAUUAUCGUCUUUCUGCCUUACAAUUUUACUGUGGCUUACCAUGCUGAUUGCUGAUGUGCCCAGGAACAUGUAUAACUAAACACAUAUGAUCUGUCAGUCAGUGCAGGUCGGUUGUUAUGCUGGAAACAAAUUAGUGUACAACUAGUUUUGUACUUUUCAAGAUGACACAGAGAAUGCUCUACAGAGUAGCAGUCACCUGCAAACCUGCAUGAAUGCCUGUUCGUAAUGUCUGUGUCUGUAAAGUGUGUGUCGUCCCUGAGAAUGCCUUACUGUACUUCAGCUGUUAAAGCUCUUCUUUCUUAUCUACUCUCUUCUGACUGACGAGUUGUAUAAAUCGAUCCUGUGCAAGGACUCUUCUUCUGUGUGUCGCAUGUGAGGUUUUGAUUUAAACUUUUAAUAUGGACUUUCUUUGCAAACUUAAAAGAUCUGUAUUUUAAUGUAAUCAGUAGGGAAAAAAUGCAAAUAAACCUCAAUGUUUGCAAUA